Emiliania huxleyi CCMP1516 is the source of this 1104-nucleotide messenger RNA. RefSeq lists its product as hypothetical. The coding region runs from base 1 to 1104 and encodes 367 amino acids. Lineage: Eukaryota; Haptophyta; Isochrysidales; Noelaerhabdaceae. The record is from RefSeq and is a predicted model, not a curated record. The transcript is spliced from 8 exons.
AUGCGUGUCGUCAUCAUCUGUAAGCAGACGGGCUUGGCUAGCAGCAUGCUACAUGCACUCGAUUCGCCGAGGCUUUACCUCUACCCGGAGGACUUUUACAACACAAGCAAACCCACGUACGCCGCUCGCGAAGAGACGGCGCUCGAGGCGGCCGUGAACCGCGAGUGGAAUGCGGCGCAGCGGCUCCUCUCGGUGCUCGCCACAGCCGAGUCAGUCGAGACUCACGUGCCAGAACUUCACGGCGCGAUCUUCUGCGGCCACCUGGUCGCGGACCUCGAUAGCGUGGCCGGUGCGAUCGGCGCGGCAGCCUUAUACGGCGGCGUGCCUGCCCGUGCCUCCGAGGUCAACAGCGAGACUGAGUUUGCGCUCGCCACGUGGGGCAUCGAUCUGAGCCGGAUCAGGCCGGUCGAGCAGCUCCUGGAGGAGCAGGGUGACAGCGCGCGCGUCUGCCUCGUCGACUUCCAGCAGACCACGCAGCUGCAUCCUGCGAUCCAACCUUCCAAGAUCGUGGGUGUCAUCGACCACCACGCGCUGCAGUCGUCAACGAUAGUGACGCAGAGGCCGAUCUUUGUCGACAUCCGGCCGUGGGGCUCCAUGUCGACCAUCAUCGCGCAUUCCUUCGUCGUGCUGCAGCGCGAAGAGCCGCUCCCUUGCGGGCAUGCGCCCGUCCACGUCGCCUUCGCCGUCGUCGAGACGACCGACGCCGCCGGCAUGCUCGCGCGGGUGCCGGAACUGGAGCUCUCCUCCAAGGGCAAGCCCGUCGACGCCUUCUUCCUCGCCGUCGUCGACAUUGUCGAGCUCGAGACGCACCCCCUCUCUAGCGAGACGCUCAAGCUCGCGGGCAAGGAGUCGGCCCGCUCCCUCUACCGCCUCGCGGCAGGGCAGGCGGACUUCGUCCCGCCGCUGACGGACGCGGUGGCCCAGGGCUGGUCGCCAAAGCUGCUCCAGCCCAACCGGUCCGAGUUCGACCUGGCGGCGCUGGCCGAGCAGUCAGAGGUGUCGGUCCAGUUCACGCCGGCCGGCGAGACCUUCGUCCGCAGCCACAGCGCCGACAAGCGGAAGCUGGACGACUUCAUCGGCGGAGAGACGAACCAAGGCCACUGA